Messenger RNA from Durio zibethinus, 716 nucleotides. The record is from RefSeq and is a predicted model, not a curated record. Lineage: Eukaryota; Viridiplantae; Streptophyta; Magnoliopsida; Malvales; Malvaceae.
GCCUCUUAAGAGAAAGUUGUGGAUCUCAUACAGCAAUCUCCUUUUGGAACAGCAACAUAAAUAUUUUUCCUGAAAAAUUAGAAUUUCCAGAACUCAAAAUUUUGAUUUUUGCAGGAAAGACUUUAGUGAAAGUUCCGAUUGCAUUUGUUGAAGGAAUGAAAGCCCUCCGAGUUUUGCAUCUCCAAGAUGUCAUUCUCUCACUAGAAGUACUUGAAGUCGUAACAAAUCUUCGAACUCUGUGUCUUGUAAAUUGUGAGUUGGAGAACAUCACACCGUUGGGAAAUUUGAAAAACCUUGAGAUUCUUGCAUUCUGUGAUACUAAUAUUUAUGAGCUACCUGAAGAAUUAGCGGCAUUGCGUGGCCUAAAAUCGCUACAUUUUUUUUCCUCUGGAAACGAACAGAUCAAUUUUCCCCCUAAUUUACUAUCAAGGUUGACAUCGCUCCAAGAGCUACACGUGACAUGUGAAAACAAUGUUAACUUACCGGGGUUGAAUUCAUUGUCUCGUUUGACUGGGCUGUCACUGAGAGUUUCUACAGCUCAAUGUUUUCCAGAAAACCUUGUGUUCCCUGAACUACAGAGCUACAAUAUAGCUGUAAAUGAAGAUCUUCGAUUUAUGCAGGAGCUUAACUCUAGAACCUUGGAAAUUACUAAAUUCUCAUCUUCAUUAAGUGCAUUCGAGAAGUUGCUUUGCAAAUGUGGAAAAAGUUGGCUUUGA